AUGAUAUACAUUACUCGCCGCUUCCGACGGCGUCUCGCCUCACAAACCAUCCUCUUCCUUAUCUUCUUCCUCAUAUUUUACACCAUCCUGCCACACGACUCCUCCAUCCGCCUUGCCGUCUCCUUCAAUGCCGCGCGUCUGUUCAACGCCGUGCGCGGCGCCGCGACGGACCGCGACGCCUGGCUCUGGACCACCCCGCGCUACCCGGUGAAUCUGUAUGCUGACGUUGGAUACCUCAUCAAAACCGGCUACGGGACUCGCCACCGCGUGCCGGACCAGCUCACGGCGUUCGGUCACACGGGCGGGUUCCUGGGCGAGGAGGGCCGGAGCUUCCUGGUUGUCGGCGAUUGGACCACUGUGAAUGACACGGAUGCGAAAGUCAUUGGCGUGCCGGUGCAUGAUGUCAUCAGGAAGGUGACGGAGACCAAGAUUCGGGGCAAGGUGGAGGACUACCCGAGACUCGUCAAGUACAAGAGCCUCCAAGACGAGCUUGAAGCUGGCAACGAGGACAAGGCCUUGGAAAUUGGUCAGAAAUUCGGAUGGGAGCUAGAUGCCCUAAAGUUCAUCAUGGGCAUGGAGUUGAUUUACAAGCAGAUGCCCUACAAGAAGUGGUACAUCAUCCUAGACGACGACACCUUUUUAAUCCGGCCCUCGCUAGAGCUUCUCCUGGGCCACCUGGACCCUAAAAAGGCACUCUACAUCGGCAACGCGGUGGGUGACUACAAGGGCAGGUUCGCACAUGGCGGAUCGGGCAUUUUGAUCUCUGGAGUGGCGAUGCGGCUUCUAUUUGAGCACCCUGGCGUCGUUGAAGAAGCCUAUGCCGAGUCCAUGUCCGAGACGUGGGGGGAUCGUCUAGUGGCGACGACGCUACAGAAGCUCGGCAUCUACCUAGAAGAGAGCUACAACCACCACUUCAACGGAGAGCCGCCGUCCAUCACGCGCAUAUGGGGCGAUCGGUUUUGCUCACCCCUCGUCUCCUUCCACGGGCUGCGCAACCCGGGCGAGAUGGUCCACGUGGGGAAGACACUGGCGACGGUGGAUGAGCCCGUACUAUGGCGCGACGUGUGGGAAAUGUUUGGGGGCUCGCCCAUAUCAGAGUUGGCAAACUUGCAGACUCGGCUAUCAGCAGACCACGUUGGAAAGGCAGACGAGCACACGCGGACGUGGGGGGAUAUGCAGAGCGCCAGCGCCUGUCAGGCCAAAUGCAAGGAGCAUGGUCGAUGGUGUAUGGCGUGGACAUACGAGCCGGACGCAAAACGGUGCAACCUGAGUCCGUGGCUGCUGCUGGGGGCGGAUGAGGCGACGCAGAAGACAUCUGGCGUGAACUGGCCCAAGGUGAAGAAGUUGCUAGGGACAUGCUAA
Messenger RNA from Ilyonectria robusta, 1362 nucleotides. RefSeq names its product family 31 glycosyltransferase. Gene Ontology annotation, molecular function: glycosyltransferase activity. NCBI's taxonomy places the organism in Eukaryota, Fungi, Ascomycota, Sordariomycetes, Hypocreales, Nectriaceae. The transcript has 2 exons. The record is from RefSeq and is a predicted model, not a curated record. Gene Ontology annotation, cellular component: membrane. The coding region runs from base 1 to 1362 and encodes 453 amino acids.